Oldenlandia corymbosa var. corymbosa is the source of this 1436-nucleotide messenger RNA. The record is from the annotation of a GenBank genome assembly. NCBI's taxonomy places the organism in Eukaryota, Viridiplantae, Streptophyta, Magnoliopsida, Gentianales, Rubiaceae.
CUAAUAAUCUAGAAGGCCCGUUACUCUUUAUUACACAGAUUCAUGACAAACUGAGGCCCAAUAAGCUCCAGCGGCAAUUCAUUACAGAGGAAAUUGGCUGACGUUUGUGAUAGGAAGGAAAGAGAAGAAAAUGGUUCGUUUUGGUACAAAAUUGCAACAAAAUCUGCCAAAUUUGGCGGGUGUUCAUCACAUUUUACCAGUAUUAACUACCUCAAUUUCAUCAUCUAUUCGAACUCGUUCAUUUCCUGUUCAUCAACUUGCUAGAGCAAUCAAACAGAAGACCCAUUGGUAUAAAUUACGUAGGAGGGCUGUUGUGGGAUUAGGAGUUUCAUUUUGGUCACAGUUCAUGAGUAUGGCCGGAUAUCUUGGUAGCAAUUCUUUCUUAGCUUCUGCCAGGCAAAAGGGUGUCAUUGAGGAGGUAUUGAAAAAUGUGGAUUGGCCGGAGCAAUUUCCCUUCAAGGAAGAGGACUUCCAGCGGUUUGAUGAGUCAGCAGACUCCUAUUUCUAUGAAGCUCCACGCUUUGUAACCCAUAUAGAUGACCCGGCUAUUGCUGCACUUACAAAAUAUUACUCUGAAGUUUUGCCUCCUAGUGAUACUCCUGGAGUAGCUAUUCUUGACAUGUGCAGUAGCUGGGUCAGCCAUUACCCAAAAGGGUAUAAACAAGAACGAAUUGUUGGUAUGGGUAUGAAUGAGGAAGAACUGAAACGGAAUCCUGUUCUGACAGAAUAUAUUGUGCAAGACUUGAAUGUCAACCCGAAACUCCCAUUUGAAGACAACACCUUUAACGUCAUCACAAAUGUCGUCAGUGUUGACUAUCUUACAAAGCCUAUUGAGAUUUUUAAGGAGAUGAGGCGCAUUCUUAAACCAGGUGGACUCGCUAUAAUGAGUUUCUCCAAUCGAUGUUUCUUUACCAAAGCCAUCUCAAUAUGGACAUCAACUGGAGAUGCGGAUCACGUGAUGAUUGUUGGAUCCUACUUCCACUAUGCUGGAGGGUUUGAACCGCCUCAGGCUGUUGAUAUAUCUCCAAACCCUGGACGUUCAGACCCUAUGUAUGUUGUGUAUUCAAGAAAGCUAGCUACAGCAUAAAUGAAAGCUCAGUGAUCCUGGUCCCCGGAUAGCAGAAAAGAGGUUGCUUCAUUUAGCUCAUUUCUCCUUUUUGAUUAAGCCAUUAGUUAGUUGCCCCAUAAGAGUAUCCGGCAAAUUUUAUACCAACCAAGAUUUUUCUUCUGCAUGUGGAGGGAAUAUGUAAUGAUAUCGCCUAAUAACUUCUACCAAACAAAUACUGGUUUGAACAGAGUGGUCGCCGUUCCUUUCCAGGGUCUCACUCCGAGGUAAGGGCUUGUGAUGAAUAAAUAAUUUCCCCUCAAAUUAGGGGAGUCGAUGGUUCCAAAGAAGUUUGCCGUCGUUCAUUAAUUUUGAGGAGUUGAUUGGCAGA